Molecule: messenger RNA, 501 nt
Organism: Nicrophorus vespilloides
Lineage: Eukaryota; Metazoa; Arthropoda; Insecta; Coleoptera; Silphidae
Product: UPF0602 protein C4orf47 homolog
Exons: 3
Coding region: 1-501 (166 amino acids)
Cellular component (GO): centrosome
Source: RefSeq, a predicted model, not a curated record
AUGCCGAGGGUUUACGACCCCGAUUUGGGAAAACGAUAUGGGAAGCCGGACCUCGAGCGGUUGGGUCUCUUCGUGGAAAUGCCCUAUAUGAAUGGCAAGAAAUACGUGUCCCCGUUCGAACCGCCGAAGUAUCACAAGGGUAUGACCUUUCUGAGCGGCGGGUACAAAUCGAAGAAUGGUACUCAGCACGGCUACUUCGAGGAGGAAUUUAAAAGACUGUUUGAAGGCGAAGGAAUUACAUGGCGAAAACCCAAACAAACUGGUAGAAAAAAGAAGUUGGGUCCACUGUCGCCGUUCAUCGUGGGCAUCAGAGGAAAAUCGAUCUGCACUCCAGGCGAUUAUUUUGGAACUUUUUCCGGAAGAGUUGACGCUUUUAGUAAUGUGAGAAAGAAAAAACCGAAAUACGUAUCGCCCAAUGCCAACUUCCAAACAAGUAAUCCAAAGAAAGGCGGACCCGGAUAUGCUAAUAUUUGCAUUAAUCCUUAUCCGACGCACAUGUGA